CCUUCUCGGCUUUUCCCCCCUCUUCCUCCCUCUGCAUUCCACCCGGACAGUGCCAGCAGUGUGGUCUCGCACAUCGCACUGCUAGUGUACCACUCCCACUACUCCAUCCACACUCUUACCCACUCUCUCCACACACGCCAUUGCUGCUCCUCCUCGUCGUACCCCCAAAUGGAGCGGCAGCAGCCUGCAUUCCGCUCUUACCUCCCUGGAGCGCAUUCGCUCCAGCAUUGAUACAGGGGAAGCUCCAGCGGAUCGCCGGCCCCUCAUUCUCCCUGCCGGAUCCUCCACCCACCGGCCGCCGCCGCGACUCUGUCGGCGUAGAGGGGGUGGAGAUCCGUCGAGGCCCAUCUCUUGUCGUUGCGGUUUCCGUUUCUUGAUGCCUCGGUUCCUGACUCCGUUCUUCCUGAUUGCUCUCUUGUCGUGCCGGCAUCCUUAAUCCCUUCUCUCGGUUCCAAGGGGCUUAAACCCUACCCUAUCCGCUUCAUCUCAAGCUCAGUAUUCCAAAUUUUUUAUCUCAUUUGCAUGAACAUUGCUUCAAUUGCCUGGCUGCAAAGAUUGCCUGGCUGCAAAGAAGGGUCUUGCAAUGCGGCUCAUCUUCUUGUGCCUCUCGAUUUGGGCCGUGUGUUAUGCGGCCUCUUCGGUGGCUGCUUCAGACACGGAGGCACUGCUGGAAUUCGGCAGGGGCAUCCGGCAAGACCCGUCCCGCCGUGAGGCCACCGCCACCCCCUGGAACCCCACGAGCGCGCUGGACGCUGACGGCUGUCCCGUCGAUUGGCACGGCGUGCAGUGCAGCGGCGGCCAGAUUCUUUCUAUCGCGCUUGACGGCAUUGGGCUCGUUGGGAAUGCUACCCUGUCGGCGCUUGCGAGGAUGCCGAUGCUCCGGAACUUGUCCCUGUCAAACAACAAGCUGGAAGGGUUCUUGCCGCGUGAGCUGGGUUCGAUGGCGUCGUUGCAGCUGCUGGAUCUGUCGAACAACAGGUUCUCAGGUUCAAUUCCCCCUGAAUUGACUAAGCUGGCUGGUUUGGGGCAUCUCAAUCUCUCUUCCAACGGUUUUCAUGGUGCGUUGCCAUUGGGUUUCCGGAACUUGAGGAAAUUGAAGUAUUUGGACCUUCGUGGCAAUGGCUUCACCGGCAGAUUGGAUGACAUAUUUGUGCAGCUGCAGAGCCCAGUCCAUGUCGAUUUGAGCUGCAACCAGUUCUCAGGAUCCUUGGCAUCGAUCUCUGACAACUCAUCUAUGGCUAGCACGCUUCAGUACUUGAAUGUUAGCCAUAAUGUGCUGUCAGGAGCAUUAUUUGACAGUGAUCCGAUGCCUUUGUUAGACAGUCUUGAGGUGUUUGAUGCAAGUUUCAAUAUGCUCAGUGGCAAUAUUCCGCAGUUUAACUUUGUCAUCUCCCUCAAGGCGUUGCGACUGCAGAACAAUAAUUUUUCAGGCUCCAUCCCAGAAGCACUCUUUCGGGAGACCUCUAUGGUGCUGACUGAACUGGACCUUAGCUGCAACCAACUUAGAGGUCCAAUCAGACGUGUAACAUCGACGAAUUUGAAGUACCUGAACCUGUCAUACAAUAGUCUUGAGGGAGCUUUACCAAUCACAUUUGGAAGUUGUUCAAUCGUUGAUCUGAGUGGAAACAUGCUGUCUGGGAACUUAUCGGUUGCCCGAACAUGGGGAAAUUAUCUCCAGAUGAUUGAUCUGAGCUCAAAUAGAUUAAUUGGAACUUGGCCAAAUGAGACAACCCAGUUUUUGAGGCUGACAUCAUUGAGGAUUUCGAACAACUUGCUAGCAGGAGAACUGCCAAUUGUCCUUGGAACCUAUCCAGAGUUGAUUUCCAUUGACCUCAGUCUCAAUCAGCUACAUGGACCUUUACCUGGAAAUCUGUUUACAGCGGUUAAGCUGACCUUUCUAAAUCUUUCAGGCAAUAGCUUUGAAGGGAAUCUACCCCUUUCGAAUUCCGAUGCCAAGAACUCGACUUCCAUAGACCUGUCCAUUUUCCCUGUGCGAACUUCAAACCUCUCAUUUGUUGAUCUUUCAAACAAUUCUUUGAAUGGCUCACUGCCAACAGGCAUUGGUGAUUUAAGUGCGUUGACAUUGCUGAACCUUCGUCAAAACAACUUUACUGGCCAAAUCCCAAGAGCAAUCACCAAGCUUAAGAAUUUGCUAUACAUUGACUUAUCAAGCAACCAUUUCAAUGGUAGCAUACCUGAUGGCCUCCCUGAUGAACUUGUUGAGUUUAAUGUCUCCUACAAUAACCUGUCUGGCUCUGUUCCGAGUAAUUUACUUAAAUUCCCAGAUUCAUCCUUCCAUCCAGGGAAUGAAUUACUCAUUCUUCCUCGCUCUGAAUCACUAAAUGGCUCUGACAAAUCAGAUGAGGGAAGGCACGGCAUGAAGCGUGGAAUUCUAUAUGCAUUGAUUGUAUGUGUUGUUGUAUUUGUUACCGGGAUUAUUGUGCUUUUGCUUGUUCAUUGGAAGAUCAAUAGCUGGAAGAGUAGUGAAAAAGGUACUAACCAAGGUAAACAGCCUGUAACUCAAGGUCAGAGUGCUCAUAGAAGUGCAGAAACUUCAACAACUGAAAUGCAUGAUGUAUCAUUAGGAUCGUCGCCUACUGCACAGUCUGGAGCUGUUUCAUUGCCUGGAAGGGAAAGACAUCCUGAAUCCCAAGAUGUGCCAGUUGAUGUUGCUUAUUUCAACGAGCCAAUUGGUAGUAGCUCAGCCCUUAAAGACAGCGCUACAUCAUCAAUGCCUUCUUUGUCAUCAUCACCACCUGAUGCGUGCACCCAACAUCGUCACUCUAUCUUUAGAGUGCACUCUCCUGACAAACUGGUUGGGGAUUUACAUCUCUUUGACAAUUCAGUUGUGUUCACAGCAGAGGAGCUCUCUUGCGCCCCUGCUGAGAUAAUUGGCAGGAGCUGCCAUGGGACAUCCUACAAGGCUACACUUGACAAUGGGUACAUGCUGACAGUGAAGUGGCUGAAGGAGGGCUUUGCUAAGAGUAAGAAAGAAUUUUCCCGUGAAAUAAAAAAGCUUGGUUGUGUUAAACAUCCCAAUCUUGUUCCACUGCGAGGCUACUACUGGGGCCCUAAAGAGCAUGAGAGGAUCAUCAUAUCGGAUUAUGUAGAUGCCACAUCUCUAUCUACCUACUUGUCUGAAUUUGAAGAGCGGAAUCUCCCACCUCUGUCAGUAGGCCAGAGGCUGAACAUUGCAACCGACAUUGCCCACUGUCUAGAUUACCUGCACAAUGAGCGUGUUAUCCCACACGGCAACAUUAAGUCAUCGAAUGUCCUGAUUCAGAACUCCACUCCAUCUGCCCUGGUAACCGACUACAGCCUUCACAGGCUGAUGACUCCGACGGGCAUGGCCGAGCAGGUCCUCAACGCUGGUGCCCUAGGAUACUCCCCGCCUGAGUUUUCAAGCACCAGCAAGCCAUGCCCAUCUCUGAAGAGCGAUGUAUACGCUUUUGGUGUGAUUCUGCUCGAGCUGCUGACAGGGAAGAUUGCUGGUGAGAUCAUCUGUGUGAAUGACGGCGUGGUUGAUCUGACGGACUGGGUGAGGAUGCUAGCACUGGAGGAGCGUGUCUCGGAAUGCUACGACCGGAACAUUGUGGAAGCUGGGAGCUCAGAUGGCGCCCCGAAGGCGCUGGAUGACAUGCUGCGCAUCGCGAUCCGAUGUAUCCGGUCUGCGUCGGAGAGGCCGGAGAUCCGGACGGUGUUCGAGGACCUCUCGUCCCUGUCGUCGUGACCGGAGUUCUUGGUAGUGUACAUCUCGUACUUACAUCAGCUUGUGGAAACUCGGAGAGGGUAUACUAACAAUUGCUAGGAUUUUGUGGUGAUGUGUGUAGUAUCCUUGAGCAUUCGUUGUUUGGGUUGCUCUUCCUGGGAAUAGUCGAUUCGUUAUUAGUUAGUCCACAAUUUUUAGCAGUAGAUGGUUGUGAGAAUAAGUUUGUGCAUUGAGAUUUCAGACAUCAGAAAGGAAAAAUAAACAAUGAUGUAGUGAUUUGUUGUUCGAUUUGCUGCUGCAGCGCUUGUAAUUGAUCAGGCAGCAACUUUUGUGACAGUAAUAUAGUUUCUGACAACCA
Messenger RNA from Setaria italica (foxtail millet), 4067 nucleotides. RefSeq names its product probable inactive receptor kinase At5g10020. The record is from RefSeq and is a predicted model, not a curated record. Gene Ontology annotation, biological process: protein phosphorylation. Lineage: Eukaryota; Viridiplantae; Streptophyta; Magnoliopsida; Poales; Poaceae. Bases 584 to 3730 code for a protein of 1048 amino acids. Gene Ontology annotation, molecular function: ATP binding; protein binding; protein kinase activity. The transcript has 4 exons.